UGAAAGACAAGAGUGCUCUGGUUUCGUCUCUUUACAAAGUAAUUCAGGAGCCACAAAGUGAAGCUUAACGUUUGAGAGAGAAAAUGAACUACUUAUGUAUGCUGCAGCCAAUUCAUAGUAGCUUUGCUGGUAAACUUUGAGAUUAUUGGGCCAUAAAUGAUGGAGAAAAAUGUAAUUUGAUACACGGAGAGUCUCCAGUAGCUCCUGGAGCCGGUUUGCCAUCAGCUCUUUGAGUUUUAUCGCAGUGGUGAGGAACAACUACUGCGGUUUACACUGCAGUUUCUACCAGAAUUGAUGUGGUGCUAUCUUGCUGUCUCAGCCAGCAGAGAUUUGCAGAGCAGUGGUUGCAUAGAGGCUCUUCUCCUAGGAGUUUACAACUUGGAGAUAGUUGACAAACAGGGCCAUAGCAAAGUGCUGAGUUUCACAAUUCCGUCUCUGUCCAAACCUUCAGUCUAUCAUGAACCUUCCAGCAUUGGCUCCAUGGCUCUCACUGAAGGAGCUUUAUCCCAGCAUGGUUUGUCCAGGGUUGUAUACAGUGGACCUCAUCCUCAAAGGGAGAUGUUAACAGCACAGAACAGGUUCAAAGUGCUGACGUUCCUUCUACUCUGUUACAAUGCUGCCUUAAGCUACAUGCCUGCAGUUUCUCUUCAGUCAUUGUGUCAGAUUUGUUCAAGAAUCUGUGUCUGUGGAUAUCCUCGCCAACAAGUGAGAAAGUACAAGGGAGUAAAUAGCAGGAUUCCAGUUUCUUCUGAAUUUAUGGUGCAAAUGCUAACGGGGAUUUAUUAUGCCUUUUAUAAUGGAGAAUGGGAUCUGGCUCGUAAAGCUAUGGAUGACAUUUUGUAUAGAGCACAGCUGGAACUGUAUCCAGAACCUCUGCUGGUUGCUAAUGCAAUAAAAGCUUCGCUGCCCCAGGGUGCCAUGAAAUCUAGUAAAGAAGGUACAAGAUGCAUUCAGGUUGAGAUUACACCUACUUCCUCUAGAAUAUCAAGAAAUGCUGUGACUAGCAUGUCUAUCCGAGGGCAUAGAUGGAAAAGACAUGGUAAUACUGAUUUAGCAAUUCAAGAAGAACUGAUAGAAGUAUCUGAAACUGAUGAAGGAUUUUACUCUAGGGCUACUUCUAGCGCAAGUCAGUCUGCCUUAUUGAACAGCAACACCAGCAGCAGCAAGAGCCUUUUAGGGAAGAGCCAACGUAGAUCUGGCGGAAGCAAAGCUGGAGGGAAAGAAAAAGAAGGGGAAACCUGCAGAGAACACUUGUCACGAAAACAAACUCAGAGAGCCAUGAGUGAGAACCUAGAGCUCGUCUCUUUGAAGAGACUGACACUGACAACUAGCCAAUCACUGCCUAAACCUGGCAGCCAUAGUUUGGCCAGAACUACCACUACUGUUUUUAGUAAAUCCUUUGAACAGGUCAGUGGUGUCACAGUUCCAAAUAGUCGUGGUGGUGUAUCUGGUACAGAGGCAAAUAGGUUCUCAGCCUGUAGUCUUCAGGAGGAAAAACUGAUAUACGGAGCAGAAAGAACAGAUCUUCCUAUUUCAAGUAAACAAUCCAAUCAGCAGCGACCUCCUAGUAUCAGCAUAACUUUAUCAACAGAUUGACGUUGUUAAAUUGGCCAAUAUGAAAUCAGUUUUAUGCUGAUGUGGGUAGCAUAUGUUAAGCUCCUUAAUAUGCUAUGUAUUACCUUCUUAAACCUGAAGCGCAUAAAUUCUUAUGUUUGGCUCCUAUUUGACAGUAAGAAUGCGUAGACACAGUUGUAAUUAUUUUGCAUCAACUUCUCAUAGCUUGGAAAGUACCUCUUUAACUUCUUACUAUAUUUGUAUGCCUGCUUGUUUACAGCUUCAUGUAACAACAAUUUAACAAGCAUCAAUCGGUUGUUUAGCCCCUGACCAAGAUGUGUGGCUUUCUACAAAUGCACAGUAUGGGAACAAACAGAUCCCCUUUGUGAGAUUUUACUCUUCACUACCAGCUGGCAUAAGCAAAACUGCAAAGGUUAUUUAGUAGGAGCCUUGUGGCGUGGGCAUGAAGUUUGAAGCAGCAUUGUAAGAAUAUAACACUUUCUUGUAUUUGUCCUAAGAAAGCUGCGUUUACAUGUAAGGUUAAAACUAGAAGCAUCAGUUCAGUGUUUGUUAUGGCAGCUUUUGUAACAGUAGUUAGUACACAUGGCAAUACUUCCACUUUUGCAUACCUAUGAGUCUGCAUUAUAGAUACACUGUAGUUUGUAUGCACGCCUUUGACACUGGGCAAAAGUCAUACAGUAGCAGUACUUGAGGAUGAGAGUUCUUAUGAAUUGCUAUAGUAGUCACUUUUCAGACUACCAAUAGUCUGACAGUCUCUGUAUUUCUUUCAGAUUCUUAAAUAUUGGGCACAAAGUUACUUACUGAAAAGUCACUAUUAUCAAUAAUUCUAUUUAUGGGAAAGAGAUGUGCUCACGUGAUGGUGUCAUGUAGAAAUAAGGUAUGAACCCUUUGCACUGAAUCAAGCAAAUCAGGAGUGUGAAUGUGUUUAACAUGAACUUGUAACUUGAGACUAAGAGAAUAUUACCAAAGGAUAUGUACUUCUAGUAACUUGCAAGCACAAAGGGAAGUUAUAAUGUAAAUACAACUAGCAUUACACUUGCUAAUGUAUUGUACCUGUUAUUUUUCUAAUUUGAAAUUCUAAAAUAGAAGCCUAUUUGAGGUUACUUAACUUCAAGCCUUCAUGUAGUCUGACCUUAUUUGUUACUAGCUUCCGUAACCUUGAGAUUAUAACUGAAAAAAUGCUUAUGCAGAACUUUGGAGAAGCAACAGCUGAUGAAAAGUUCAGUAGCAGUGACUAUCUGAAACAGACCAUAUAUUGUGAGUGGAGAAACAGGAUGAAGAUCUAAUGCAUGUUCAUUCCCAAGUGACCAGAUUUUCACAGGUAGCAAUCCCUUAUUGUCAAGAAUAUAGGAAGGCCUUGCAACAGAACAAGUGAUAAGAUUUUAGUAGGCUUUCUUAUUUGCCUGGGGGUAAGUUGCGAUACUUGGGUUUUUUUUUUUUGUUUAAACUGAAGCAAGUAACUUAAGCAGCCCAUGUUAUGCUAGAGUCUUACAGCUUCCUGAAUUAAUUAAUAAAAAGGGAUGCGAAGGUGUACUUGAUGGCGUUAAACAAGUUGUUACUGAAAAUGGACUAGUACAUACGGUCUCUGGAGCAUGCAUAACCACAGGCAAUGGAAGAGCUUCAGGCAGCUAGCAGCAGACUUUGCCUAGUACUACAGAUUACCCUGAAUGUAGAGCUUUUCCUUUCCUUGAGAUUUGUUUUAGAUGUUCUGAGUUCUGCAGGUUAUUUCUUCAUAGCUGCCUCCUGAUCUGCUCUUACAGUGAAGUAUUUAAGAAUACUUUGAAAUACCUUACAGUAACUUACAUUGAAAAAAAUAAUUAGAAAAAUAAAAUUUCAACUGACAAAUUAUUUGUGACAGUAUUAAUCAUGCACUAGUGUUAAGAAACUAUUAUUUCUAAGUAGGGUGGGUUUUUUGUUUAAGAUCACAA
Struthio camelus australis is the source of this 3503-nucleotide messenger RNA. Lineage: Eukaryota; Metazoa; Chordata; Aves; Struthioniformes; Struthionidae. The record is from RefSeq and is a predicted model, not a curated record.